This is a messenger RNA of Lottia gigantea (owl limpet), 2078 nucleotides long. RefSeq lists its product as hypothetical. NCBI's taxonomy places the organism in Eukaryota, Metazoa, Mollusca, Gastropoda, Lottiidae. The transcript is spliced from 5 exons. The record is from RefSeq and is a predicted model, not a curated record. Bases 1 to 945 code for a protein of 314 amino acids.
AUGCUAACACAACCUGUACAAGUUCAACCACCAGAAGAUGCCAACUCGUACCUAAAAUUUACUUACGGUGUUAAUGCCUGGAAACAUUGGGUGGUAUUCAAGAACAGUCAACUAGAAAAGGUUUCCAAAGUUGGAUCAGGAAAAUUGAAGUUAUUUAAAACUGAUUUGUUACAAUGUACUGCUGAUGAAUUGAACUAUUCAUUAUGCUUAUUUUGUAAAGAAGUAAGAAAACCCAAUGGUGAAGAGUAUUCUCCUGAUAGUAUCUAUUAUCUUUGUCUUGGUAUACAACAAUAUUUGUAUGAAAAUGGUCGAGUUGAUAAUAUAUUCAGUGAUUUAUAUUAUGAGAAAUUCUCUGAAUGUUUAAGUGAAGUUUUAUCACAUCAUCAACCAAAAUUAAAUGCAGCAGGUCAGAUGCUAUGUCGCAUUGAAGAAGAACAUCUAUGGGAAGCUAAACAACUUGGUGCUCAUUCCCCUUAUGUUUUACUCAACACAUUAAUAUACUUCCAUACUAAAUACUUUAUGAUGAAAACACCUCAAGAACAUAUGAAAAUGUCCUUUACUCAAAUAUUGAAACAUUGGAGAAAAGGUGGUCCUGGAAAACCUACUAGUGGUAAUACUGCUGGUCGUAGUGUCACAUUACGAGCUGCAGGGAAACCUAAAAGUAAAGAAGGUAUACCAGUGUAUGAAACUUCAGAAAAUCUCGAGAACCCAUUACGUUGUCCUGUUAAAUUGUACGAAUUCUAUCUCUCAAAAUGCCCCGAGAGUAUUAAGAAUGUAAAUGAUAUGUUUUAUUUGGUACCAGAAAGAAGCUGUGUGCCUGAUAGUCCUGUAUGGUAUUCUACACAAGCUCUAGCGCUAGAUGUCAUGACCAAAAUGUUAAAUAGAAUCUUAUUGGUGCGUGAAAUACAGGAGGCCCAUCUUCAUGCACAACCUAUUUAUGUUUAACAUAUCUGAACAGAUUGCUUGUAUUUUAAUCAAAAUCAAAACAUAGCUUUGAAAAUGAAUUGGCCAAUGCAGAUUCUACAGGCUCAAAUUUGAAUUUACAACACAUAGUUUCAAGCCUUCAUCUAUUUUCUGGAGAAUAGUUUUGUAAUAAACAGAUGCUUAAUAUAAAAACUUUGAAUCUUACAUAAAAAAAUCUGCACGUUGCCUAGAAACUGGUGACUCUAAUUCAUAUAGAUUUUGUCAUAGAAACUGUUUACACAUGCUUAUCUUAAUCAUGUCUAGUUUUUAAUUUGUUAAAUUUUAAAUGGAUUUUUAUAAACUAGUCAUUUGUUAUGUGUUUUUUAAGCUAUUUUCUGUCAAGUGUAAUUUGAUUAUAUGUAAUGUACUUAAUGGUUAAUGUUAGAUGUAUGCAUUAUAACCUACUCUCUGGCCACAUUGAGUUCAAAAUUGAAUUUUUUCUCUCAUGUCACAAAUAUUUAAAGUAUGAUUUUCAAGUGCAUACCAAUUGUCUUAGAAUGCCUUUGGGUCCAUGAAUAUAUAAGUUUUGAAAAUUUUACACUUGAAAUGAACACACUUCUCUCCAAGAAAUUUAAUGUGAAAAUGACACAUUUUGAACGGAAAAUCAAUUUUUUCAAUUCAUACAAAAAUGAUAGCAAAAAUAUGAUUUAGAACUUGAUGUGGCCAGAGAGUAGUUCAUUUUGUGUCUUUGAAUUAAUAGUUUCAUUGCCUAUAGAUGAUGAAAACAUAGUGCUGAAAACUGCAAAUUUGCCCAUGGUCAUAAAAUUUGAUGUACUUUUUAGCUUUUGGACAUACUAAUGAAUAAUUUUAGAAGAUAAACUUUCUGUGUAUACCAUUUAUGCUCAAAAAAGAGCAUAAAAACAGAAACACAUUUACAAUCUUUUUAGGGCAACAUCUUCAAUUUUAGUGAUAACAACAGGGCACAUUUAUAUAUUUCACAGAGCACUAUCAGGAAAUAGUCUUUAACAGUGUUUACAAGUGUAAUGAAAGCUUUACCUACCUUGCUGUGUAUUUCAUAUAAUAUUAGUUUGUAGUCGUUUGAUAUAUGAUAUUAGUACUUAGUAGUUAUAUAUAUAGUAUCACUCUUGAUCUUAAAUAGAAUAAAAAUAUACCAC